AGCGCUGAGCUGUGCAUUGGGGCAGUGUGUACUGUUGAUGCGAGCGGAGCCGGGAGCGCGUAUUGGAGUCAACUAGCAGCCUACUGACAACGAGUGGUGCUUUUUAGCUCAUUCAGGCCGGAUAUUUUCAUGCAUUUUGCUCUGCUGCAAGCUUGAAAACGAACUGCUUCUUAUUGUGACGAUAUCCUUUCAUCUCUAUAUAGUUUCACAAUGGAUUUGAUAUGGACCAUAUCUCGCCGCGGAAUGUGUUCGGUGUCUCCAUGUGUGCGAUCCAAGGAAAUGAAUUAGUAAAAUAAGCUACAAUACUUUGAGAGAGAGAGUAAAACCUCUAAAUGCUUGCCUGGAAAUAAAAAGGUAACUGUGGUCUUCACUAAUAGCAUUAUAAGACUAGUUCCGACAACAGCAUCCUUGGUCUACGUUCGAUAACUGGACUUUGGCUAUUCAGGGCUUUUCUCAAUACGGAUUCAUUUUUACGUUUCAAUCGGAUAUCUGGUGUGAUAUAAUUGCCCAGUGAAGAGGAAAAGUCAUUACAACUUGAAAAAAAUCGUCAAUAUGAAUGAAUGGAACGCACGCGUAAAAUCCAGUUUGUCUAAAAUGCGCCUUGUGGUUUUGGUACCGGAAUCAUGACGCUGGGAAGAAUUUAACUGGAAAAUGUUUAGCCAAUUAUUUGAUCUCCAUUGAACGUUAUCCUUUGAUAUACCUGUUCAUCGGAUUGUUCCUCCCUUUUGAUUUUUAAAUUGUUAUUUUUUGCAUGGUUUUUCACCCUGCAUCGAAAUGGUUGGGUUUAUCGUGUCAAUCGCUAUAGUUGUUGCUUGAUAUGAACUGCUCAGAUUUACAUGGGUAAAUCAGUGUUCUGAGAUCAUUCAGAAUGUUUUCCAAGCUCUAUCCUCCCCAAAAUCUCACGCGUUGCAGCAGAUUGGAGAAUGUGGUUUUUAUCAGAAGAGUACAAUGAAGUAGACCAUAUCGAUAUAAUCAAGUAACAUUUAUGUCAUAUACGAGCCUUUUCUUUUAUCAAAACGUAUUCCCUGGAAAACUUUUCGAUGAGAUAACUGGAUGAUUUUUCCCGUUAUCUCUGACAUGCAUAGGUGUGCGUGAUCAUACAAGGUCCCAAUUAAAUAUAAGGAAAAUCAACAGGUACAAUGUACGCCAGGGAGAUGGAUUUUAUACAAAUGAUUUGGAUAGUUAUUUUAUGCUGGACUGGGGUUGAUUCUGUUAUUAAUUUGAAAUACUCGAUAAACGAAGAGCAGAAAGCUGGGUAUAUCAUUGGAAACGUGACAAAGGACGCACAAACGCAAGGAUUUGCCAUUGCACCGCGAGCGCCGUACUUGCGGGUCAUCUCGAAUUCAGAGCCGCGAUGGGUGGAACUCAGCCCGGCUGGACUUCUCCUCACACAUCAGAAAAUAGACCGGGACGUGGCUUGCCGACAGACGGCAAAGUGCACUGUCUCUCUGGAGGUGAUGUCAAACUCUAUGGAGAUAUGUGUCAUAAAAGUUGAAAUUGUGGAUUUGAACGAUAAUGCGCCCAGAUUCCCCACAAACCACAUUGACAUUGAAAUCUCAGAGAACGCCUCCCCUGGUACCAGGUUCCCCCUAGAGGGGGCAAGCGAUCCGGACUCGGGGAUCUUCGGUGUGCAAUCAUAUUCGAUCACCCCGAAUGAGCUCUUCGGGCUGGAGAUUAAGACUAGGGGGGACGGGUCCAAGAUUGCCGAGCUCGUAGUUCAAAAAUCUUUAGAUCGGGAGACUCAGUCUCACUAUUCAUACGAAAUCAGUGCAGAAGACGGUGGAGACCCCCCAAAGAUUGGCGCAGUCCAGCUCAAUGUUAAAGUAAUAGAUUCAAAUGAUAAUAAUCCAGUUUUUGACCAGCCUGUGUAUACAGUGAACGUGAUGGAGAAUUCUCCUAUUAAUACACUUGUAAUUGACUUGAAUGCAACGGACCCUGACGAGGGAACUAAUGGUGAGGUUGUGUACUCGUUUAACAGUUACGUCACCGAGAAAACGAGAGACGUAUUUAAAAUUGACCCUAGAACCGGUAUUAUCACUGUAAAUGGCCCUUUGGAUUAUGAAGUAACCCAUAUUUACGAGAUUGAUGUCCAAGCCAAAGAUUUAGGUCCCAAUUCUAUUCCGGCUCAUUGUAAAGUCACUGUCAAUGUGAUGGAUGCGAACGAUAACCCACCUGUCAUUAGUUUAUUGUCGGUGAACACGGAGCUGAUUGAAGUUAGUGAGAACGCGCCUCGUGGAUACGUUAUUGCAUUAGUGAGGGUCUCAGACAAAGACGGGGGCGCGAAUGGUAAGGUCCAGUGUAGACUACAAGGCAACGUUCCUUUCAGGCUCCAGGAAUACGAGAGCUUCUCAACCAUCCUUGUUGAUGGCAGGCUAGACAGAGAGCAGAGGGACACGUACAAUCUAACUAUCCAAGCAGAGGACAGUGGUACCCCCCCUUUACGCGCCACUAAAUCGUUUGUAGUGAAAGUCACAGAUGAAAAUGAUAACCCUCCCCACUUUCUAAAACCACAUUACCAAGAGAUGGUCCUAGAAAACAACCUUCCUGGAUCAUGUUUGCUGGCUGUGUCAGCUGUCGAUCCUGAUUUGGGCAUGAAUGGCACAGUUUCAUACACCAUCGUGCCCAGUGAGAUUAAACACAUGGACGUAAACACAUAUGUCAGCAUAAAUCCUUCAGGGCGUAUUUAUUCCAUGAGAUCAUUCGACCACGAGUACACUAGGACAUUUGACUUCAAAGUUUUGGCCAGGGACCAGGGGAAUCCGUCCUUGUCCAGUAACGCGACGGUACGCAUUGUCGUUUUGGAUGUGAAUGACAAUACACCUGUUAUGACCACUCCAUCCCUGGUAAAUGGCACCGCGGAGGUAUCCAUUCCAAGAAAUGCAGGAGUGGGUUACCUGGUGACCCAAGUCAAGGCCGACGACUAUGACGAGGGGGAGAAUGGAAGGCUGACCUAUACCAUCUCGGAGGGGGACAGGCUUUUCUUUGAGAUAGACCAAGUGAAUGGAGAGGUGCGGUCCACCAAGAUGUUCGGAGAGCAGGUCAAGUCGACCUACGAGAUCACAGUGGUGGCACGCGACCACGGGAAACCGUCGUUGUCGGCCUCGGCAUACAUUGUAGUUUACCUCUCACCGGACCUGAACGCUCAGGAAUCUAUUGGACCCGUAAACCUGUCGUUGAUCUUCAUCAUUGCCCUGGGCUCUAUUGCUGCUAUCCUCUUUGUCACUAUGAUUUUUGUGGCAGUAAAGUGCAAAAGGGAUAACAAGGAGAUCCGAACGUACAACUGCAGUUUCUUCUACUUGCGCAGGGUGGCGGAGUACUCAUAUGGCAGCCAGAAGAAGUCGAGCAAGAAGAAGAAGCUGAGCAAGAACGACAUCCGCCUCGUGCCGCGCGACGUGGAGGAGACGGACAAGAUGAACGUGGUGAGUUGCUCAUCUCUCACCUCCUCCCUCAACUACUUCGACUACCACCAGCAGAGCCUGCCGCUGGGCUGCAGGCGCUCCGAGAGCACCUUCGUCAACGUGGACAACCAGAACUCACGCAAUGCUGCACCCAACCACGGCAGUUAUCAGCAGCACUCCUUCGCCAGCGGGCAGGGCCCCCAGCAACCUGACCUCAUCAUCAACGGCAUGCCGCUGCCUGAGACGGAUAAUUAUAUCGACUCCAGCUAUGUGAACAGCCGAGCACAUCUUAUCAAAAGCACAUCAACAUUCAAGGACCUGGAGGGCAAUAGUCUGAAGGACAGCGGGCACGAAGAGAGCGACCAGACGGACAGUGAGCACGAUGUCCAGAGAGGCCACUACAUAGACACGGCUGUCAACGACGUGCUCAACAUGACUGUACCCCCCAACGUCUGCCAGCUGCCUGACCAAGGUAGGAGAAAAGACCCAAGCGAAGGCUUCCACUGCCAGGACGAGUGUCGCAUCCUGGGCCAUUCGGACCGCUGCUGGAUGCCCCGUGUGCCCGGCCCAGCCCGUGGCAAGUCUCCUGAGCAUGGCCACCCACGUAAUAACGUCAUUGCCCUGUCCAUCGAGGCCACCACCGUGGAUGUGCCCCACUACGAGGACUGCGGCACCGGCACCAUCAAACGGACUUUUGCCACCUUCGGCAAGGACGGCCCAGAGGACCCAGAGCGGGGCGAGCUAAAGGGCAACAAGCGGACAAUGAUGGAGUCGCAGGCAUACAGCCCCAAGGCCAACGGCGGCGCCGUGCGCGAGGCAGGCAACGGGCGCGAGGCAGCCAGCCCCAUCACCUCCCCUGUGCACCUGAAAAGCCCGCUAGCCAAGGCGCCAUCCGGCUACAACACGCUCAAGUGCCGCGACGCUGAGCGCAUCGCCAACCACAGCAUGCUGCGACAGCCCGAGGGAAAGGACAGCGAGCCGGCCGUCCGGGAGAUCAACACGCUCCUCCACGACAGCGUCCAUCUUGAGAAGGAGUCUCCCAGCAGCAAGCGCCUGAAGGACAUUGUGCUCUAACGGGCCUCAGGGGAGUCUAUACACACACACACACACACAAUAAACAAACACGUAUAUAUAUACACUCCGCCAUAGCUGUGUGUACGCAGGAGAAACUCAAGCCGAGGAAAGAAAGAAAGAAAGAAAGAAAGAAAGAAAGAAAGAAAGAAAGAAAGAAAGAAAGAGAGACACCUUGAACAUAGUAUACAGUACCUAACGACCAGGUCUGACACAGCCCAGAUAUGGAACCGUACUGGAAUAUGCUGAGCUUUGUGUUGUGUUCCUCAAGAAAAGUGAUGGUCUUGGAUGUGGCUUUGUUGUAGUCGCAGUACUUUUCUUGUUUGCUUUUCUGUUUGUUUGCUGCUCACCCCGUCUGCAGCCAGUGGACAGGCAGGUUACUGUUGAUUGUGUGACUCGCCCAAUCGUGCCCCUUUGGCCGGAUUCGGCCUCUUUCCCCGCCCGAGGCUGGCACCGUUCGGAUUUUUGUGGAUUGGACACCUACACUGACAGAUAUAAAAGUACAGUUAUGCCUUUUGAACUUUUUUUGUAUCACUAACUGAGAUUGCCUUCUUUGGUUUGCAGUUUGGCUCGGCUGUCAAAUCAACUUGUUGUUUCCUUUGUAGAGUGAGCUCACCACAGUGCAACAGAUGGCAAAAAGACAGACAUACAUCUUCUUUGAACAAUUGCCUCCAUGCGCGUCUUGAACAGUGCUCAGUAGUAAAGACGGAGAAAGGAAUGGAACAGUAUUUAUGGCUUAUCACUGAAAGGAAGGCUAAAUGAACUCGCUAUCUGCCCAGGCACUCCAAACACUGGGACUCGGAACAGACCGAUUCCUUCCGUCACGACCGAGAUGUAUGGAAGAGGGGGGGAAAAACAUUGCUUUAGAAAUCUCCUGUGCCCAAUCUUGAUUGUAGCCAGUGGAGCACAAUUAGAAACGUUGUGCUCUGGUCUUGUACUUUUUCUGAGUUUUGACUAUGGGGCUAGAAUAGAGGGAUCGUCACUCACGUCUUGCUAUGUGAAACUCUGUAUAGGGUAUACUAGUAUCAUUUUUAAUAACCUGUUGUUAUGUGACAAUCCCUUUAAUGUUUUGUUUCAAGAGUAAAAAAUAAUAAUAAUAAACAUUGGUGUUCAACUGAAGCUACAGUAGCGUUUGUUACACAAACACAAAAAUAAAAAAACAUAUGCCAAAAUAUAUUUUAUAAAUAAUUUAAAAAUGUAUAAUGAGAAUAUUUAAUGCUGUGUAGUUAUUUUAGUUAUUUUAUCAGUAAGUUAAACUUGAAAUUAACUGGCUUUUGUUGAUUCAUUUAUUUUAGCUUUUGUAUUGAUCAUGAUUAUUAUAAUUUUCUUUUCAUUAAACUUGGAUUAUUUUGUUUACUGUGUUACCCCUGGCAACUGUUGACUUGCAGUCUACCUUGUUGUAAAGAGUUUCUUAUUGGUCAGUUCUCGUGCCAUGAAGUUUCUGUGUGGGCAAAUAGAAAAUGUAAAAACAAAAAAAGCAAUUUCAGCAGCAACAGUAGUGUGCCAGUUGAGCUUAGAAUGAGAUAGCAAAAUAAACCAAAAAGGACACAAACAAAACCUUUAAGAUUGCUUAAUUUAUUUAAGUGAGAUGAAGAGGUUUAAGAUCGUUUUUUUUUCAGCUAUUGAGAUGAUUCCAGAUGAUUCCAACUAUUUCUGUGUGUCUGUUUUUGGACGAAGGUACCCCUCCGUAAAUUCCUCACCUCAGCACUGGUGAGAGCCCUGUUGACACUUCAAGUAAGAGACUAAGGAUGAAGGAAUGCUCAACUGUUGUGUCAUCAGGUACCAUCUCAUUUGAAUUGCGUUUGAAAAUAUAAUUAAGAACAACAAGUCAAAUCUUACAAUCACAACCAAACAGAUUUGGUGGAAUUGUAUGUUUGGAGGAAAUCAAGGUCUUUGAAGAAGCGUUUUAGAAAUCAGCGAUGCGGUUUUCAGUUGCUUUGCAGUUAACCUAUGUACAACAUGGAAAAGUGUAAAUGAGAAAAAGGACACAUUUGCAUACAACGAAAUAGAUCUUGUAGCUGAAUGUUUUUUGCUGGUCUCACCCAUGGCUUCUGGCAUCAUGAAAAUCUGAAUAAUCACUGAAUGUAUACAGCAGCUUAUUAUUAAACUAUUAAAUGUU
Messenger RNA from Oncorhynchus keta (chum salmon), 6588 nucleotides. Its product is annotated as protocadherin-19-like. Bases 1140 to 4472 code for a protein of 1110 amino acids. Gene Ontology annotation, molecular function: calcium ion binding. Gene Ontology annotation, biological process: homophilic cell-cell adhesion. The transcript is spliced from 5 exons. Gene Ontology annotation, cellular component: plasma membrane. The record is from RefSeq and is a predicted model, not a curated record. Lineage: Eukaryota; Metazoa; Chordata; Actinopteri; Salmoniformes; Salmonidae.